UUCUACUGAUUCGCUCCUACCCCCCACUCUAUUGCUCUGUUGUGACUGCUGCCUUCCUGCCAGAGAUGUGGUUGCCAUGGCAACUGCUGAAUCACUGCCCACAGUCUGCAGCCUUCCUCUAAUUUAAUCUCCACACGAAGCGAGGACACCCGCCGCGCAGACUGGAAUCAGCAUACUGAUAUGACGCAAGGAUUUUCCUCCAUUAGUUAAAGCAGUCGGUGCGGUCUUUCCUCUGAGGACUCAAGGUGGAGCAGCAGCAGCAGAAGCCGCUCUGAUGGGGAGCAUACCCACCACAGUGAAGCACUGCCUGAGCUACGAGCAGCUCUUCGAGGACUAUCCCUGGCUGAGGCGUUGGCUGCAGGAAGAGAAGAUCAUUACAGAACACGAGUAUCCAAAGUUUGUGAAAAUUGUUGAAGUUGGGCCAAGAGACGGACUUCAAAAUGAAAAAGAAAUUGUUCCGACAGGAGUGAAAAUCCAGCUGAUUGACAUGCUCUCAGCAACGGGCCUUUCAGUGGUGGAGGCCACCAGCUUUGUCUCUUCAAAGUGGGUGCCACAGAUGGCAGACCACACUCAGGUCCUUCAGGGUAUCCAGAGAGCACCUCUAACUCAGUACCCUGUUUUAACACCAAACAUGCAAGGUUUUCAGGAUGCUGUUGCUGCCGGUGCUACUGAAGUAGCCGUGUUUGGGUCCGCUUCUGAAACCUUCAGCAGACAAAACAUAAACUGUUCAAUAGAUGAAAGCAUGCUGAGGUUUCAGGAGGUCAUCAACGCUGCAAAAGAACGACAAAUUCCAGUUCGUGGGUACGUUUCCUGUGCCCUUGGGUGCCCCCAUGAAGGACGUAUUGAACCUUCAAAGGUUGCUGAGGUGGCAAAGCGGUUGUAUGAAAUGGGCUGUUAUGAGAUAUCCUUGGGGGAUACGAUCGGAGUCGGUACUCCUGGAUCCAUGUUUAAGAUGCUGCAGAUGGUGAAGAAGGACGUGCCCAUAGAUGCUUUAGCAGUUCACUGCCAUGACACUUAUGGACAAGCACUUCCUAACAUCCUUACAGCACUUCAGAUGGGAGUCUCCGUGGUGGAUUCUGCAGUGGCAGGCCUCGGUGGGUGCCCCUAUGCUCCGGGUUCAACUGGCAACGUUUCAACAGAGGAUGUUCUCUACAUGCUUCAUGGCAUGGGCAUUCAAACAAAUGUGGACCUUAAUAAAGUCAUCGAAGCUGGUGAUUUCAUCUGCAACGCUUUGGGCCGCAGGACAAAUUCUAAGGUUGGCCAGGCUAAAAGCGGAACACUGUGAUAGGAAAUUAUACAGAAAAUUAUUUAGAUGUUCAAUUUUUUUUAGUUUUUCUUUGUAUAUGUUGCUACAUUUGAUUAACGUUAUUUCUUGUAUUUGAUCCACAUCGUCUAAAUCAGCGGUUCCUGUUUCUUUUAGCUUCAGAUCCACAAACUAACAAUUAGAAGGGAUACUAGGCAACUUUUUCACAUUUUUAAAUAAUUUUCUUGAACCAGUAUAUGCUAAAGGGGCCUUUUACAGCAGUGGUUCCCAAUCUUUUUUUUUUUUCAGAUGACCCACAUUUUGAAAAAGACAAAACAUUGUGACCCCAUUAAAAAAAAUUGUUUUAUUCAUUGUACAUGCAACUGUUCUUUAAACAAAAUCCUAUGCAUUUUA
Messenger RNA from Nothobranchius furzeri (turquoise killifish), 1657 nucleotides. It is a transcript of the gene hmgcll1, whose product is annotated as 3-hydroxymethyl-3-methylglutaryl-CoA lyase like 1. The record is from RefSeq and is a predicted model, not a curated record. Gene Ontology annotation, biological process: L-leucine catabolic process; ketone body biosynthetic process. NCBI's taxonomy places the organism in Eukaryota, Metazoa, Chordata, Actinopteri, Cyprinodontiformes, Nothobranchiidae. Gene Ontology annotation, molecular function: hydroxymethylglutaryl-CoA lyase activity.